Eurytemora carolleeae is the source of this 811-nucleotide messenger RNA. RefSeq names its product glutathione peroxidase 7. NCBI's taxonomy places the organism in Eukaryota, Metazoa, Arthropoda, Copepoda, Calanoida, Temoridae. Gene Ontology annotation, molecular function: glutathione peroxidase activity. Bases 80 to 646 code for a protein of 188 amino acids. Gene Ontology annotation, biological process: response to oxidative stress. The record is from RefSeq and is a predicted model, not a curated record. The transcript has 6 exons.
UUUUUAUGAUGAGAGAGCGAAACUAUUUUCAAGGAAAUUCACACUAAGUAAAAAAAGAAGAUAAAAUUUCAGAUUUAAAAUGAUCAAAUUAUUUAUUCUCCUAGCUAUUGGCUGCUACACCAAUUCUGAACAAUUUCAUUCCUUCUCGUCCUUAGAUAUUAACGGAAAUAAGUUAAAGUUGGAAGAUCUUGCGGGAAAGGUAGUUCUGAUAGUAAAUGUAGCAAGUGAAUGCGGGUACACAGAUUCACACUAUACAGCACUACAACAACUAUAUCAGCUACUCAAACCUACAGGGUAUCCCUGCAACCAGUUUGGAGCUCAGGAGCCAGGGUCCAGGCACCAGAUAAAGGAGUUUAUUAAACAGUAUUCUGUAUCAUUCAAUAUAAUGGAUAAGGUUGAAGUAGUUGGAAAGAACGCUGACCCAGUUUGGAAAUAUCUGGUUCAAUCCUCAGGUAUGAGCCCGAAGUGGAACUUCUACAAGUAUCUUGUGGGAGGUGAGGGUGAGGUACUCCAGGUCUGGGGACCUGAUGUGCCUGUACAUGAUAUCCUUGAUGUAGUUCAAGCUGCUGUAGAUCAUCUAGACCAACCUCAGGUACAGAUGGAAAGACCGCUAAGCGCUGAAGAAAUUGCACACGAUGAACUCUGAAAAUCCACGAAAUAAAAUGGAAGCAGAGCACAAAAGCGUAUUGUACCAAAUCUUACUUGAAUUAGAAUGCUUUUACAAUUUUAACAGAUCUGCGAUAUAUUAUACUGGUUAAUGUAAUUAUUUGUCUUUAUAUAAGGUUUUUAUAAUAAAAAGUGUGUAAACUUA